AUAGCUUUGGAUAGGAGCGCUUGGAGACUAGCUAUUAAUGUGACUGAACCUUGAAUUUAUUUCUUUCGGGUUUCAUCUCUAGCCUAUCCCAACUUGCUUGGGAAAAAAGGCUAUAUUGUUGUUGUUUCAAGAAAGUUAAACUGAGCCUUUGAAUAGUGUUCGUGGAAACAAAAGUAUAUGUCAAAUUCCUGAAAAUUAAACACCAUUUGAAUUCUCAGUUUCCAGAACCUUAAAUUUUUCUGAGCUAAACCAUGGUAAAAUUUUACCAGUAGUUUUUGGUACAGUAGACACAGGACAACAACGCAUGUCCUUUUGUCUCACCGACACGCGAUGAUGGAGAACCACGUGAGUGGCACAUUGCAGAACAUGUGCAUAGUUAUACGGCCAUAUAAUUAAUGUCGCACAGUAGUGUCAUUUUUCACCGAUCUUCAUUGCUCAAUUUAAAGAGUUUUCUGUACCUGCACGUUGGGGAAAAAAUAGCGAAAAAUGUUGCUUGGAUCGACUUCAUGAAUCGUCUUCAGACUUGAAUGUGGUCGAUCGGUACACCAAUCAAGGAAGCCGGUAUAUAAGUAGGAAGUUCAGAGCCCCAUUGUUUGUUCAGUGUUCACUGCCCUCCCAGCUCUCAAUCAAGUCUCAGCAACCGAGGCGGCGACACCGCCACGUACGCGCGCCAUGGUUGCCGAGCUCGCCGGCGGCGGCGGCGGCGACAUGCCCGUGCACAGCUACCGGCUGUCGACGGUGGUGCCGGGGUCGGUGACGGGGGAGGCGGUGGACUACGAGCUCGCGGACGCCGACCUGCUGCACAAGCUGCACUACCUCCGCGCGGUGCACGUGUUCCGCGCCCCGGCGCCGGGGGACGCCGCCGCGGCGCUCGCCGUCCGGGAGCUCAAGGAGCCCAUGUUCCCGUGGCUGGACAUGUACUUCCCCGUCAGCGGCCGGCUGCGGCGGCGCCAGGCGGCGGCCGGCGGCGAGGGGGGCGCGGCGGCGGCGGGGCGGCCGUACGUGCGGUGCAACGACUGCGGCGUGCGCGUCGUGGAGGCCGCCAUCGACGCCACCGUGGAGGAGUGGCUGGAGCAGGAGGCGGAACGCGGCGGCAUGUGCAAGGCGCUGGCCUACGACAAGGUCAUCGGGCCGGAGCUCUUCUUCUCGCCGCUGCUCUACGUGCAGUUCACCAACUUCAAGUGCGGCGGGAUGGCUGUCGGCUUCACGUGGGCGCACCUCAUCGGCGACAUCCCCUCCGCCGCCGCCUGCUUCAGCACGUGGGCGCAGCUCCUCAGCGGCAAGAAGGCCCCGGCACCCACCCUGCGCGACCCGCACACCAAGCCGCCGCCGGCCGCACCUGCCGGCGCGACGGCCCCGCCGUCGGUCAAGGCCGCCGCCGCGCCCGUCGGCGACGACUGGAGGGUCCCCACCGCCUGUGAAAUGGUGUCCAUCUCCUUCCACGUCACCGAGCAGCAGCUGAAGCGCCUCCUGCUCGGCGGGCGCCGUCAUCAUCAGGUGGGCACGUUCGAGCUCGUCGCGGCGCUGGUGUGGCGCGCGGUGGCCGCGAUCCGGGGCGCCGAGGAGGAGGCGGCGACGCGCACGGUGACCGUCGUGAAGACUGCCGACCCGGCGGCCGCGCCGGGCGGCGGCGGCGGCCGCCUCGGGCUGACCAACGAGCACCGCAUCGGCCACGCCGUCGCCCCGGCCGGCCUGCUGCCGGCGGCGGCGGCCGACGUCGCGGAGCUGGCGGCGGUGCUGGCCGGCGCGAGCCUCGACGGCGCCGGCGCGGUCGCGGCCGCGGCGCUGGCGGGGGCGGACGACGCCGACGCGGUCGUGUACGGCGCCAACCUGACGUUCGUGGACGCCGAGGGCGUGGACGUGUACGGCGGGCUGGAGCUCGGCGCGCGGCGCCCCGCGCACGUGGAGUACGCCGUGGACGGCGCCGGCGCCGGCGGCGCGGCCGUCGUGCACCGCGACGCCGGCGGGCGCGGCCGCACCGUCGCGGCCGCCGUGCGCCGGGGCGAGGCGGACCGCCUCCGCGCCGCGCUCCGUGACGCGCUGCGCGUUGCCUGACGGCCGAGCUAGUAGCUUGCCUUCCGUCAGCGGGUCAUCAAUAAAGAAUCUUGCAAGCACUUGAGCGCGUGCUCCCUUGUGCUGCAUGUGUUGGUCUGUUUAGUUCUGCGUUCUAGUGCACUUUUGCAAGCAGUUUAGCGUGAUUUGAACUAAAUAAUGUGGGUUAUGAACUUUCGAUGAUAUGAAUUUGCUAUGUUUGGUAGAUAAGUUCCUUUUGUGAAAAAAAACUAAUGUAGACACAAGUUAAAGUUUUGUUGUGUUAUCUUUGA
Panicum virgatum (switchgrass) is the source of this 2324-nucleotide messenger RNA. RefSeq names its product protein ECERIFERUM 26-like. Lineage: Eukaryota; Viridiplantae; Streptophyta; Magnoliopsida; Poales; Poaceae. The record is from RefSeq and is a predicted model, not a curated record. The transcript is spliced from 2 exons. The coding region runs from base 673 to 2055 and encodes 460 amino acids. Gene Ontology annotation, molecular function: acyltransferase activity, transferring groups other than amino-acyl groups.